AUGGCGUCGUUUCUCGAAAAUACGUACAGUCUGGUCCAUAUGGACAACACGGCGGACCAGCCGACUAUACAGGAGCUGAAGCUGCAGCUGGAGAAGGGCACCGAUGAGACCAAGAUGGAGACAAUGAGGACAAUUGUUACAAUCAUGCUCAAUGGGGACCCCAUGGCGCAACUGUUGAUGCACAUUAUUCGCUUUGUCAUGCCCUCCAAGAGCAAGGCGCUGAAGAAAUUGCUGUACUUCUACUACGAGAUCUGCCCCAAACACGAUUCGAGUGGCAAGCUGAAGCAGGAGAUGAUCUUGGUGUGUAACGGAAUUCGAAACGAUCUGCAACAUGCCAAUGAAUACAUCCGAGGCAACACCCUUCGUUUCCUGGCCAAACUCCGCGAGCCCGAACUGAUCGAGCCCCUCCUUUCGUCGGCCCGCUCGUGUCUCGACCACCGUCACGCCUACGUCCGCAAGAACGCCGUUUGGGCCGUGGCAUCCAUCUUCCAACACUCCGAGUCUCUCAUCCCCGACGCCCCGGAACUCAUCCAGACCUUCCUCGAGUCGGAGAAUGACCCCACAUGCAAGCGCAAUGCCUUUGCGGCUCUCAUGUCCAUCAGCCACCAAAAGGCGCUGGAGUACCUCGCAACCACGUUCGACAGCGUUCCCAACACGGACGAAUUGCUUCAAUUGGCCGAGUUAGAGUUCAUUCGCAAGGAUGCAGUGCAGAAUACCCAGAACAAGGCACGUUAUCUGAAAUUGAUCUUCGAUCUCCUCGAUGCCCCUACCAGCACCGUGAUCUACGAAGCUGCGACCUCCCUCACCGCUCUCACCAGCAAUCCCGUCGCCGUCAAAGCCGCCGCGGGCAAAUUGAUCGAACUCGCUAUUCGGGAGGCCGAUAACAAUGUCAAGCUUAUCGUGUUAGACCGUGUCGACCAGCUGCGGAUUCGUAAUGAAGGUGUUCUGGAUGAUUUGACCAUGGAGAUUCUGCGUGUUCUCACCAGUCCGGACAUCGAUGUCCGGAGAAAGGCCCUCGGCAUUGCUCUGGAAAUGGUCUCGAGCAAGAAUGUUGAAGAAAUUGUGAUGCUGCUCAAGAAAGAGCUUUCCAAGACCGUGGAUGAGCAAUAUGAACAGAACAGCGAAUACCGCCAACUCUUGAUUCAGUCAAUACAUCACUGCGCCAUCAAGUUCUCGGAAAUUGCCGCCAGCGUCGUCGAUCUCCUUAUGGACUUCAUUGCCGAUUUCAACAACAACUCCGCCGUUGACGUGAUUUCCUUCGUCAAGGAGGUUGUUGAGAAAUUCCCCAAGCUGCGUGCGGCAAUUGUCGAACGCCUCGUCUCCACUCUGAGCGAGGUUCGGGCUGGAAAGGUCUACCGCGGCGUCCUCUGGGUUGUUGGAGAAUACUCCUUGGAAGAGAAUGACAUUCGAGAGGCCUGGAAGAAGAUCCGGGCUAGUCUUGGAGAAAUUCCCAUCUUGGCUUCGGAACAACGGCUGCUCGAUGAGGUCCCCGAUGAUAGUGCUCUUCUUACGCAGGAGCAAGCGAACGGCCAUGCUAAGGCUGCAACCCCGUCUGGAUCGCGGAAGGUGUUGGCGGAUGGAACAUACGCGACAGAGAGCGCUCUCACCAGCCAGUCUGCUGCGGCCGCUCGACUGGAAGCGGUCAAGGCAGCCCAAAAGCCGCCCCUUCGUCAGCUCAUUCUGGAUGGUGACUACUAUCUCGCCACUGUUCUCUCUUCGACCUUGACCAAACUGGUGAUGCGGCAUUCCGAAGUUUCGCAGGAUGCCGCCCGCACCAAUGCUCUUCGCGCCGAGGCGAUGCUUAUCAUGAUCUCGAUCAUGCGCGUUGGCCAGUCACACUUCGUCAAGGCUCCCAUCGACGAGGACUCGGUGGACCGCAUCAUGUGCUGCGUGCGCUCUCUGGCCGAAUUCUCCGAGAAGAAGGAUCUCGAGACCACCUUCCUCGAGGACACCCGCAAGGCCUUCCGUGCCAUGGUCCAGGUUGAGGACAAGAAGAGAGCCGCCAAGGAGGCUUCGGAGAAGGCAAAGAGUGCCGUACAGGUUGACGACGCCAUCCCCAUUCGACAGUUCACCAAGAAGAAUGCCACGGAGGGGGCCGAGGAAAUUGAGCUGGAUCUCGCCAAGGCCACGGGUGGCGAGACCGUCGUGGAGAACGUCUCCUCGAAACUGAGCCGGGUGGUGCAACUAACUGGUUUCUCUGACUCGGUCUACGCGGAAGCCUAUGUUACGGUUCACCAAUUCGAUAUUGUCCUGGAUGUGCUGCUGGUCAACCAAACCGCCGAGACCCUGCAAAACCUGUCCGUGGAGUUUGCGACUCUCGGAGAUCUCAAGGUGGUUGAGCGGCCGUCGACACACAACCUGGGCCCGCGCGACUUCCUGAACGUGCAGGCAACGGUCAAGGUGUCCUCGACCGACACCGGUGUCAUCUUCGGUAACAUCGUCUACGAUGGCGCCAGCUCCACCGAGACUCACGUGGUCAUCCUCAACGACAUCCAUGCAGACAUCAUGGACUACAUCCAGCCAGCGCAGUGCACCGAGACGCAGUUCCGGACCAUGUGGACCGAGUUCGAGUGGGAGAACAAGGUCAACAUCAACUCCAAGGCCAAGACCCUGCGGGACUUCCUUAAACACCUGAUGGAGAGCACGAACAUGGCGUGCUUGACGCCCGACGCGUCCCUCAAGGGCGACUGUCGGUUCCUGAGCGCCAACCUGUAUGCGCGGAGUGUAUUCGGCGAGGAUGCCCUGGCCAACCUGAGCAUCGAAAAGGAGGGCGAUGACGGGCCGAUCACCGGAUUCGUGCGGAUAAGAAGUCGGUCGCAGGGCCUGGCACUGAGCCUGGGCUCGCUGAAAGGACUGAAGGCUGCGGCAGCGUAG
Penicillium riverlandense is the source of this 2874-nucleotide messenger RNA. RefSeq names its product coatomer subunit beta. The coding region runs from base 1 to 2874 and encodes 957 amino acids. Gene Ontology annotation, molecular function: structural molecule activity. The record is from RefSeq and is a predicted model, not a curated record. The transcript is spliced from 5 exons. Gene Ontology annotation, cellular component: COPI vesicle coat; cytoplasm. Lineage: Eukaryota; Fungi; Ascomycota; Eurotiomycetes; Eurotiales; Aspergillaceae. Gene Ontology annotation, biological process: endoplasmic reticulum to Golgi vesicle-mediated transport; intra-Golgi vesicle-mediated transport; intracellular protein transport.